Salvelinus fontinalis (brook trout) is the source of this 3394-nucleotide messenger RNA. Its product is annotated as TSC22 domain family protein 2-like. Gene Ontology annotation, biological process: regulation of transcription by RNA polymerase II. The transcript has 4 exons. Bases 686 to 3109 code for a protein of 807 amino acids. Lineage: Eukaryota; Metazoa; Chordata; Actinopteri; Salmoniformes; Salmonidae. The record is from RefSeq and is a predicted model, not a curated record.
GCAGUGCGGUUGUACAUAACUAGCCUGGGCUAGCUAGCCAUCUUGACAAGAAUGAGGGAGGUAGCCGCUGUUCGGAUUUUCAGUUCCCUGAAGUGUGAAAUAGAGACGAUUUAUUAUUGGGAAUGUGUUACAUAUACCUUUGAAACAAGUGUUAGUAUUGAAUCGUUUUAAGUUCCUAAGUCAAGAGGAGAGAGGAGACUUGUUCCGAGAGAUGUCUUACAUACUUGUCCCAACGUAAAGGAGUGUUGUUGUAGCCAGCUAGCUAGUUGAGUGGAGGUACGGGCCCGCUUCACAGUCGGACUAAAGUAGCUGCCGCAGCUGGGGAACUCUAUCUGCGACAGCCGCCAUCUGACAACUACGGGGUCCGGACAUUACUUUACUUAACAGGCCGGUACGGACGGAUCAAAGCUUUGGAUCAGUUAUCGAAUUACUACUUCUAUUGGCAAACGCUGCAUUGCUGGACUUGGAAGGGUUGGUCUUCAAUGUUAUGAACUCGUAAAAUGCAACAGGAGACGAGAGGAGGAAGGAACAAGGAUGACUCAUACUCCUCUUGAUAAUAGUUAAAAAAAACUUACAUCGAUGCAAAUUCGCUGUUUCAGAUAGCCAGUUGUCAGCUGAUAUUAGCUAACUCACUUGCUUUUAACGCGAGACAUUUAGACGGGAGUUGUGAACGCAGGCUCUCAAAAUGUCUAAAAUGCCGGCUAAAAAGAAAAGCUGUUUUCAGAUCACAAGUGUGACACAGGCUCAGGUGGCGGCCAGCAGUGCCACGGACGACACGGAGAGCCUGGACGACCCAGACGAAUCACGGACUGAAGACGUGUCGUCUGAAAUAUUCGAUGUGUCCCGGGCCGACUUGGAGCCGGAGGUAUGUGAUCGAAGUUCAUCUGAGGAAACGCUAAACCAUGUAGGGGAGCAAGAGGCACCUGGCGUUAUGGCCCCACCGCGUAGUGUACCUAAAGUUGGGCAGAUACCUGCAAUGUCGGGGCCUCCAAAUGAAGGUUUUGCUAUUCGAAAGGCAGGAGUGGCAGGCUCGCCUCAUGUUAGCCAGCAAACACUGGGAAGUGGUUCGUCAAGCGGCCUCCCUAUUGCUCAGUCUGGGCCCAUGCCACAGCCUGCCCCAGUGGUCAGUUGGGGGGCUACAACAGUGUCAGUGAGCACAUCCCAGCCAGUAGUGACUAGUUUAACCCCUACUUCUGCUAUGUCAUCGACAGCAAGUUGCAGUUCACGUUUCAGGGUCAUCAAACUUGACCAUGGUACUGGAGAGCCCUUCAGAAAGGGCCGAUGGACUUGCACAGAGUUCUAUGAGAAAGACUCAGAAGGUAACACUGUGGUUAACAGGACUACGGAUAACAUUAGGCAUGCCAAUGCAUUUGACCCCAGCGCUGACAGGGACAGCGGGCUGGGGUUGACGGGUGGUGCGGUGGUUGCACCGUCGACUCACUCCGGCCAGGGCCUAGACUCCAUAGUGGACGCUGCUGCUCUUAACGCCUUGCACGUUCACCCAAUGGACACAAUGCAACAGCAGCAGCCCCACCACCAAAACUACAACAUGGGGCAGCCUGGAACAGCCACACACCACACUUUCCCCACCAACAACCUCAUGGCUGUCCCAGGUCAGCAGCCAACGCUGAGUACUAUCCAACCUGCUGCCAACCAGAACCUCUUUCCUGUGGGGCUCAACGGUCUUCCUCAAAGUGGCAUUCACAUACAGAAAUCCCCAAGCAUGACCCCUGCAGCCCUGACCCAGACGCUGGCUUACCCUCCCCAGCAGCAGGCCAUGCUACAGCAGCUUCCCCCGGGACAGCACAUGCCCAACCAGCCCCCAGGCCUGCCCCAGAACCAGGCAGACUACUACCAACAGAACCAGCCUGGCAUGCAGGCAGUGGCCUCAGUCGGCCAGACCCUCUAUGUGGGACAGACUGUGGGUCAGGGCCCGUCACUGGUCAUGACUCCCGCCACCGGGGUUCAGAUGCUGGGGCAGGUAGGGGAGAUGGCAGCAGUGGGGGGAGGAGGUUCUUUACCUGUCAGUCAGCCAGCUUCAGGCCUGAUGAGUGGAGGUGUGGGAGGUGUUGGAUCAUCCAUGGUACUGGGCGGAAGCUCUACUCUGCAACAGCUUGUAGGUCAGUAUGGCCCCACGGGUAUUCGUCAACCUGUCGGCCUCCACCCUUCGCCACCCUGCACCCAAAACGUGCCCAUCAUUGUGUCCAGUGCCUCCAGCGCCACCACAUUAGCCCCCACCGCCAUGCCAAACCUGACUGCCUCCUUGUUGCCCGCGCAACAGGCCCGCGAUGGCAGGGGGGCGCAGGGCCUCCCGGCGGCUGGGUUCAGCCAUGUGGAGGAGGGCCAGCCUCCCGCCUUCUCCGAGAAAAACCUGAUGAAGAUCCCUGAGAGCCUGCAGCUGGCCAACAACCCCUCUGUGAACAGCCUGUUUGGAAUAGCCAUAGACGGGGAUGAGGACAGGACCCCCUCCAUGGUGUUCUACCGGGCCUUCCAGUCUGGCAGCAGGCUGCAGGACUCUAAGGCCCACAGUGAUAGUGCCUCUGGAGCCGGUGUUGUUGCCAUUGAUAAUAAAAUCGAACAGGCGAUGGACUUAGUGAAAAGCCAUCUGAUGUAUGCAGUGCGUGAGGAGGUGGAGGUGCUGAAGGAGCAGAUCAAGGAGCUGUUUGAGAGGAACUCUAUGCUGGAACAGGAGAACGCCGUGCUGAAAUCCCUGGCCAACAGUGAUCAGCUGUCUGAGCUCUCCGUCUGGCCGGCCGCCACAAACUCCUCCUGCAGCACGCCUCCCCAGCAAGGGGUGGGCCAAGGCCAGCCACAGCUCCAGGCCCAGCCUCAAACGCUGCCACAGCUCCAGGCCCAGCCUCAAACGCUGCCACAGCUCCAGGCCCAGCCUCAAACGCUGCCACAGCUCCAGGCCCAGCCUCAAACGCAGCCUCAGCUCCAGGCCCAGCCUCAAACGCAGCCUCAGCUCCAGGCCCAGCCUCAAACGCAGCCCCAGCUCCAGCCUCAGCUCCAGGCCCAGCAACUCCAGCCUCAGCAACUCCAGCCCCAACUCCAGCUUGACGCCAGCCAGCCUUUGCUGCAACCGCAGCCCAACGGCAGCUCCGCUUGAAGUGCAUCCUCCCCAGCAGGAGAAAAAAAAGCAGAAAAGCACCCUCCAAUUAUUCUAAAUUAGCAUACGAAACAACAAAACAAUUAUAUUGUCUUGUUCUCCACCAGCUUGGCCACCACAACCAAGAGCAGUGCUUCUGUACCUGUUCGGCUUUCCCAGUGUUAAUGCAAUCAUUGCGCGAGAGAGACGGGGGCUUUUCUUAUGGGGCGCCAUACUGGAGCCUGGACUGGUUGAGUGCUAUGUCAGAGCCUGUGGACCAGAUCCCCCCCCCCCCCCCCCCCCCCC